This is a messenger RNA of [Torrubiella] hemipterigena, 2797 nucleotides long. Lineage: Eukaryota; Fungi; Ascomycota; Sordariomycetes; Hypocreales; Clavicipitaceae. The record is from the annotation of a GenBank genome assembly.
AGACCUUUCUAGAAAGUUUCAAGCUAUUUGAUACAAGUUUGGACUUUUCCGGCGUAGCUUCUCGUCUUACACGCAUCGGCAUAUCGGCAACGCAUCGGCCACCACCAAAUCCACCCCUGCACAGCAUCGAUCAAGUUUUUUUCUUCUCUUUCUAUUGCACCUACUGCAUAGUUUAAAUUUGGACGUGUCAGUGAUUACGCGGCCCCAGACAACAGACCCCUGCCGGCUUGCGUAGUCGUCUCCGCCGGCGCAUCGACAGCCGCGACUCCAUCACCGUAGCGAAGGGACGAGAUCGCAGGGGUUGUGUUGGUUGCGUUUUAUUUGCUGUCAGACAGCACCGCCUCUGCCGUUUCAAACGGGAAUAACACCCAAACUAUCGGUCGGUAUUCAGAAAUCCGGCCGCCGAGCUGUGCUGUGCGACCCCGAGUUUGGCUUUUGUUGCUGAUGCUUAUUCUGCCAAGGCCAUUCUAUAGCUAGUUUCAAUAGUCUUUUGAUCUAAAAACGCGACUAUUGACUCACACAGACACAGCUCGUUCUUUUAGUCUCGUUCAUUUUUUUUGAUUUUUUGUUAGGGGCGCUAUGCAGCGCAUACCGGAUUUGGGUACCAAUUCGAACGGGAUUCGCAGCCAAACAGGGCUACCAAGUCCGGUCCAGUGCGCCCGUAGCCUAUCAAAGCAACCCGCCGUAGGGAGAGGGAGACGAGGCUACGCAAGCUCAGCCACUAGUCGCAGCGGCGCAUGGGGCAGCGCCAGUACGAAUCGGGUGGGCUCAUCGAGGAUUUGCAGCGUAGGCGUUGCCUAGUUGGGCAUCUUAUGCCGCAGGGUCGAGAUGACGUUGCGCCUAAGCGCAGGGGGUUGUGUCUUUGGUGUUGGUGAUGGAGCGAGCAGAUGCGACAGUCGAGGAGUAUAUUUGAUGCAGCCGUGUCCCUCUUCCUGUCGGGAUGUUGGAACGGAAUUCACACCUUGUACAUUUCUUGUUUCAACAAAAAGCAGUUUGUCUUUUUUGCUACAUCUACGACUACUACAACUACUAGCACCGACACCAGCAUCACCACUACUACUACACCAUACUCUAGAUACUCUACUCUUGUAUACGACACCAGCUCUAAAAAAAGAAGAACAAAACAGUCACAAUGGGUUUCUUUGACGACGAUGACGAUAGUGGCGACAAGUGCCCUUACUACGAUCUCAACGAGGUCGCCAAGAGCAACUUUAUCGCAGGCAUGAAAUUCAAACAAUUCAACGAGAUCCUCGCCGGCGCAUGCACCGCACUCGCCUGUCUCAUUGCCUUUAUUCACCUCUUCCGCCAUGCCACCCAUCUCUCCGUCCCUCGCCAGCAAAUCAAAGUCAUGAGAGUCAUCUCGCUGGUACCCCUCUACGCCAUCACCAACAUCCUCUGUGUCGCAUUCCCUCCCGCCGCCGUCUACAUCCUCCCCGUCCUCGAUGUUCUCUCGUCCUUUUGCCUCGCCUCGUACUUUAUGCUUCUCUGCGAAUACAUCUCGCCGCACUCCGAGGGCCACGACGCCUUCUUUGCCCGUCUCGAGAUUGAGGACAAAAAGGCCCCUGACGGCAAGGUCCAGGACAACGUCAAGUGGUUCAAGCAACGCACCUUUAUGAUUAUGCAGUACCCCGUUGUGGCGCUGCUCAUUCUCAUUGCCACGGCUAUUACCCAGGCUAUCAAAAUUUACUGCCAGUUUGACAGCAAGACUAACUACGCCAAGCUCUACCUCAGCAUUGUCCAGGCCAUCACGUCCGGUAUGGGCAUCGCCUCGGUCGUCCUCGUCGCCGUCAACGUCAAGAAGCAAAUGCCCGGCCUCAAGCCCAUCCACAAGCUCGUCGCCAUCAAGCUGGUCGUCGGUCUCGCCUUUUUGCAGCAGAUUCUCUUCUGGAUCCUGCAGAGUGUCAAGGCACUCAAGCCCACCGACAAGCUGACCUACGGCGAUCUGCACAUCGGCAUCCCUUCGCUGCUCAGCUGCAUCGAAAUGGUCCCCAUCUCCCUCGUCAUCAUGUGGGCGUACCCUGUCGGCCCUUACCAUCUCAAGUCGUCUAAUGCCCGCCGUGCCGAGCGUGGUGAGGAGCACGAAUACACUCCCUCGUCCUACCAGGGCGGUCCUCUCGGCAUCCACGCCUUCCUGUCGCUGCUCAACCCUUCGGACGUCAUCAAGGCCAUCUUUGUCGCCUUCGGCCAUGCUAUUAGCCAGGGAAGCAGCAAGCUUGGUGACCGAGUAAGCGACCGAGUCAACCAGAACUCGUCCAACUUUUACAACAGCAACAACAACAACACUACUCAGUACAACAACAACUACAACGCUCAGCAGCCCCAGUAUCAGCAACAGCAGCCUGCUUACGGACAGAGUGGUCGUCCCCAGUACAACCAGAACCAGUACCAGUACCAACAGCAGCAGCAGCCGCAGCGCCAAAACAAUAACUAUGGAACCCGUGCUGGCGCGAGAAGUUACCGCAACCAGGGCUACGCCCGUGCUGACUCCCGCUCGCCUCAGGGCCACUACAACCAGAGCUACGAGAUGGGCCGUCGUUAAACGAGUAAAAUAUAUCCCUUGAUUUUUUUGUCUUUUCAUUUCAUGUAUUACGGUCUGUCGGUCUACGGAGAAGCAAUUUUUGGUUAUUAUUGCACGGCGUCCACUGCGUUUUUGUUUUGGUAUAGAUUAGAAUGAACCAGCCCAGUUUGUUAUGAAGGCAAGCAUUUAGAAGAGAGAGAGAAAUACCUUUGAAAAAUAUGCAGAUAAUGCAUUCUACGAAUAUUCACGUCUACAUCCUAUCCAAUAUUUUUGCUUGUU